This is a messenger RNA of Diorhabda carinulata, 7676 nucleotides long. RefSeq names its product centrosomal protein of 135 kDa (gene Cep135). The record is from RefSeq and is a predicted model, not a curated record. NCBI's taxonomy places the organism in Eukaryota, Metazoa, Arthropoda, Insecta, Coleoptera, Chrysomelidae. The transcript is spliced from 20 exons. The coding region runs from base 195 to 3704 and encodes 1169 amino acids.
GAAUUUGGAAUCAGACACAAACAAAGUUGUAAGUUUAGAAAACAAACAUUGUAACGUAAAUAUGAAUGGGAAGGUUUUGUUUAAAUUGUAUUUUUCAAAAAUUAAUUAAUAGUUUUGACAUGAUUAAGUAAUAGAAAAUUAAUUAAACUGGCCAUGAAAUAUAAGUAUAAGUUUAAUGGUAAAGUGAAAGAAAAAUGGAAAAGUCUUUUGCCCAAGUUCGUAAAGAACUAGACGAUCUAGGCUAUACAGAAACUUUUAGGCCAGAAUGUCUACCUUUAAUUCGAAGGCUUCUUGGCGAUUUAAAAAUCACCACAGAGAGUCUAAGGAAAUACAUGAAAAUAUCUCAGCAAGCUUUAGAGGAACGUGAUAGUUUGCAACUAGGUGCUGAACCAUACAAAUGUGAUAAUGCAAAACUUAUCAAGGAAUGUAAUGAAUUGCAUUUAGCUUUUAUUCAGUUUAAGGAGCAACACGAGAAGGUUCAAAGAGAUUUGCGGACUAAAAUAAUAUCUUUAGAAAAUCAGUUAACAGAUUGUGGGAUAGAAAAGCAAAAGCUUCUCGAUAAAUUGAGAGAUUUGCAGUUUGAUCUGAAACAUCCAAUUAGUAAAGAUAAUCUUCAAAAGUCACGGGAACAGCAGUCUAAAACAAAACUGACAGAAAAAAGCAGACAAUUUCAUUUGAGUACUGCAAUGGCGUCUGCCGAAUCUAGAGUAGCAUUUUUAAGUCAAGAAGUCAAAAAAUUAAAAGAUGAACAAUUGCAUUUGUUGAAAAAUAAUGAUUUUUUAAAUUCACAGCUAGAAAAUCGAAAUGAAGAAAUAAAACGAUUGAAUGCUUUAUUAGAAGGAGGAAGACCAAUUAAAGCAAUAAACAAAGACUGUUGUUAUAAAAAUAUAGACAAUAAAAUUGGAUCUCUUCAAGAUGAAAUUGACAAACUAAAGAGGGAGAAAAAUUCACUUCAGAAUCAAUUAACAGAAGCAUUAGCUAGACAACAUGAAGCCAUGAGAAGAGCCCUUAAUUUAGCAGAAAGGAAUAAACUUUUAGAGCACGAAAUGAAAGAUAUCGAUCAAAUUGCACUUACAGUGGAAGCAGAAUGUAAUAAUACAGUCAAAAGCAACUUUGAAAAAGUUACAAAAUUGCAGGAUAGUAUGAACGAGUCGUUGAUAAAAAUACAAACAUUGGAAAUGGAAAAUAAUAAAUUGAAAUUGGAAAAAAAGGAACUUAUUUCAGAGAUAGAAACUAUAAACUUUGAAAAGAAAAAUCUGCAAAUGUUAUUGGAAACAGAAACAGAAGACAAGAAGAGAUUAACGGAUAGAAUUAAUAAUUUUACUGUUAUAGAACAAGGUUUGAAUAUGGAAAUUGACAGGCUGUUGAGGUUAUCUGGUGAACAGAAACGGAAAAUAGCAGAAUUAGAAUCUGAAGUUUUUGCUGGAAAAUUACGUUCUUCGAAUUUGGAAAAUAAGACAAUUCAUACUAGAAAUGACGAUGCCAGUAAUAUAAUGAAAAAACAAGUGACUAGUACAAAGGAAUCUGUACAUCCUAAAAAGCCAUCAUCUGGACGAAAAAUUCAUAAAAAAACAUGUAAAAAAUCUUUGACAAAAUCCGAGCCCUUAGCCAAAGAAGAAUCUCAACAAAGUAAUGCCGAAAAAGAGAAAUUUUCAUCUGUUGCUUUACAGUAUGAUCCACAAAUGGGAUCUAAAUGUUGUUGUGAGGCUGGAGGCUGUGUUAAAUGGAUGAGAGAGCUAUUAGAAAAGGAUAUAAAACUGAGACAAGACCAGGCUACACAACAAAUCGAAUCAUUACGUAGUGAAAAGGAAUUCUAUCUGAAAGAAUACCAUAAAAUAUUGGAACAAAAUAAAUCGGCACCACCUUUUGAAAAAUCUAGCAAGCAGGUAGAAGAGUUAAUGAACAAAAUUCGUGAUAAAGAUCAACUAAUUAGUUCUCUUCAGGAAGAUUUGAAACAAUUGACUAGCGAAAAGUACUCUUUAACGUCUAGAUUGGAAGCUCAAAGUAGGGAACUGUCUACAAUUGAUUUAGAAGAGACUUGCUCGAAAACAUGCUGCAAAAGAAAAGCAAGAGAAUUGGAAGUCCACCGUGAAGAAGUAAAACAUUUAGAAAAAGAAAAUAUUUCCUUAAAAGCAAAAAUACAGGCACUCAACGAAACUUCAGUUUUCAACGAAGAACAAAUGAAGAAGGCGUUCUUAGAUAUGGAACAACAUAUCAUCAAACUCGAAAAUGAAAGACGAGAUUUAGUAAUUACCCAAAGUAGCAGUAGAUCAAAUAUAGCUCAUUUGGAAGACGACUGUCAACAACUCAGGGAAAAACUGAAGUUAGCUCAGAUCGACGCUAAUAACCAAAGAGCGAACUAUGAUCAACUUAAAAUACUUCAUGAUCAAUCCAAUAGAGCUUUAGCCGAUACACAAACUCAAUUACUUAGAGCCGAAACGGAACUGCAAGGUUUACAGUCCAAAAUGAAUCUUAGUCAUAGAGAAUCAUCUCAUUACGAACGAGAAAUUGCGAGACUACAAGGCGAUAUAGAGGUUAUGAAGAGUCAGUUAUCAAAAAUCGAUAAAGAAAAGGAUGAAUUAUUGAACGCUGUUGAUGAUAAAACGGAACAAAUAGAUAGAUUGGAGACGCAGUUAAAAGAAAAAAGGAAUCAGCUAAGCGCCAUGGAACUGGAGAAUAGAGAUUUAAAGAGGCAAAUGUGUAAAAUCAAUGAAGAAUCAUCUUCGCACGAAAUGGAAUCAAGAAAUUGCAGACAAACCAUACAUAUUCUCCAACAAGAUAUAGAUAAUGAGCGAAAAUUGAAAGAAGCUGCUUUACAAGAAAACAGACGUUUGCAAGACGAUCUCUCUUGCGUUUCUCUAGAUUGUCGUGAUGCAAGGAAAGAACUAGAAAUUGCUAAAAGACAAGUAGAAGAUCUUAAAAGGCAACUUCAACACUACGUAGCCGAAGUAAAACGGACAGAAGAUCUAAUAACUCAAAAAGAAUUAGAAAGAACUGAAAUAUUAGAUCAGUUCAAGAGUUUAUCGCAGGAGAAUAACGUUUUGGAAACUACCAAUCAUACAUUAGAGAGCGAGGCUACUCAAUCUAGAGUUCAAUUGUCUGUUGCUUUGGAUCAUGCGUCAGAUCUGGAAAGGAAAGUUGAAAAUCAAGAAGCUCUUAUAAAAAGUUACGAAAAACAGAUAUCAGAAUUGAGCAAUCAAGUCGCAAGUUUAGAAAUUCAACUUAAACAGGGUAGCUGUAUGACAGAUAGAGUAUCAACUGAGCUGAAACAACUAAAAGAUUUGUGCGUUAGACUCGACGGUGAUAAAGAUGAUUUGAAGAAAAAAUUGAGAAACCAAGAAGAUGAAACAAUAAAAAUUGAACGCCAGGUAGACUUUCUCACAAGGGAAAAUAAAGAGCUGAAACGAGCAUUGGAAAAAGAUCAUGAUAGCCAGGAAGGUUUGGAAAGACUCUUAAAAGAAGCAAGACAAGAAGUAAUUGACCAAAGAUUAUUAAACGAAGACUUGCAGUCUGAAGUAAAUAAGAUGAGAAAAAAAAUUGAUGAACUACAAGAAAGAUUAAGCUCUACUACUGAACAAUUGGAUCUCUUCCAAACAAAAGCUUUUGAAUGUAGUCAACAAAAUAAACAAUUGAGAAGGGACAUCGCAAACGAACGAUUUAGUAGAGCUAGGGAGGAUGGUAAUAAACAGUAUCCAUCACUUUAAUUUUUGUGUAAAAGAAUUGAUAUAAUGUUUCUUCAAAUUUUUUAUGUUCAUGACUUGAUAUUUAUAGAAAAAAACAGUAAGCCAGUGCUAAUUUAUUAAAUUCACUUAUGAAUAUAAUUGGAAAACUGAUUAGAUUUUCCAAUAAUAUAAAUGUAUUUACGCUUCUAUGGAAAGGUUCCAGAAUUAUUUAAUUGUUUUCAAGCCCUGUCAUUUUUACCAACCCACACGUCGUCAAGGCCAUAUUCCCCUUGCUGAGAAACAGUCCUCACUAUUUUUGAUUUAAGCCGUCCUCAUAUACGCUUUUCCAAAAAGUGAGGCAACUUGAUAUAUAGUAAUGACUUUCCCUGGAUUCAUAAUCAUUCAGUCACUUUUCUGACUGUAGACCGAUUUUAGGGGACCGAAAAAUCCGACAUCGAGUGGUUGUAAUUUCUAACGGCAAACUAAGAAGAUGGAUACCAUUUUCCCUAUAAAAAGAUAUGGCUUCGAGAUUGUAUGUGAAGAAUGAUUGUCCUGAACUAAAAGCACCAGAUUUUCGAUAUUCGACCGUACAUAGUUUUGAACACUCACAAUUUUUGGAAUUUUAUUGGGAACUGUUAGCAUCCCAGUUUCAUCCAUAUUAAAAAUUGUUUUUCCCCGAAACAAGUACUUUUCUUUAAGCUGUUGAAAACUAGAUUAAGUCCAAUGGUACGCGCUAAGCUUACUUUUUCCGGUUGUCUGAUAGCUAAAUGUUAUAUUUUUGGCAAAACGUUGUUAUCCAUUUCUUCCCAACAACUUUGGUUGUCUUAUUAAAAGGAUGAUUCAACUUUAAUUCCUCCGCGAAUUGAUAUACAACUGCUUGUAAUUCCUUGAUUGUCAACCCGUAAAAACGUUGAUCCGACUGUUUUAUUUUGUUUACUAAAUCAAAUUCUUGCUUCAAAUCAAAAACGGACUUAAAACGACCUAAAGAUGUGGGAAUAUGAUUUCAACCGUAUUAUCUGGCUAAGCAUCUUCUGGACUGUCCAUUGUUAAUGUUUUCUUUUAUUUCAUCCAAAAUUUUCUGUGUAAAUUACAAUUUGAUAGAUAAUUGAAGUUACAAAGGUCUUCGUCACUACAACUUUGAGUUACAGAGGUGCGAAAUCCAAAUUAUUCCUGUAAGUUAUAGUCAUAUUUUAAAGUAAAAGAGGUUCUGGCAAUACAACAUUUUAUGAAUUUAUGGAGGUUAUUACGUUAUCGAGUUUUAAGUUAUUAAGGUUUUACUAUAUUAUAUUUUUAUAAAUUUGACAUUUAUUGAUCGUUUUCUAAUAAUAAUAUGAUCAGUCUCCCAAUAUUAUCAAAUGUUCAUUUAUUCGAAAAUUAUAGAAACACUACUUUUGUCCUACGUUCAAAUUUAUUUCAAAUAUUACUGGUUUAUUGUUUUUCUGGUUUUGUUAAAAAUUAUUGUGUUUUUACAUAUUUCACACUUUUGUACAUUCUUUUCUUCAUUUUUGAAACACAUUAAUUCUUUUUCAAACUUAAAACACUUACUUAAAAUGGAUGUAUUUAAUAUUGCUAAUAUUCCAUUUUGAUUGAAAAGUUCACUUUAACCACAAUGAUUGAUCAAAAAAGCACUAUAAAUAAAUAAGUGUAAAUGAAUAUAACAGACUUUUGUGGCUUAAUAUUAAGCUUUUUACAUUGUAUACAUAUUAUACAAGAGUUGUCUGAAAAGUUUUCGACAUAACAAAGAAACAAGUGAUUUUUUUCAAUCACUUUUUUAAUUUUUCAACUUUUUCCAAACAGGCAUUUACAUAUGUGAUGCAUCCUCGUCUGAUGAAAACCUCACUCCUGGAAGUGAAACUUUAAGAAAAAGUCAUCGAUAGUGAAUACAGUGGGUGAUCUACCAAUUCGAAGUGUAAUUCGAGGAUUUUAGAUAUCGCGAUCAAGUGUGAGAACGUCGCUUUUUUGCUAUUUUUCUCUUUACCUCAUCUAAUCUCAUAUUAUUGUUUCACCUUUUUGAAGAUGAUCGAUGAACACAAAAACGGUCGCCAUCACUUUUCCGAGCAACGAAACAUUCUCUACCAUUUUGGAGCAGGUUCUCCCUUUGCGAUCCACUGUCUUGGCUGUUUCAGCAUUUCAGGAGGAUAGUGGCGUAUCCAUGUUUCAUCCACAGUUAUAAAUCGACUCAAAAAAUCCUACUUAUUUUGCAUUAAUAAGGCUUGGAAAAUCUUCAUUUGAAUGCGCUUAUGGUCCUAACAUUAAUCCGACGGUCGUUCAGUACCAUUUGGUGAACUUGUUCGAUGACAUCACUGAUUGUCGUGAGUGAAGCUGAUAGGGUCAUGUUUGAAUUCAUGUACUCAAAAUUUAACGAUCGUUAAUAAUGGUGUGGAGUCACCUCUUUUAUUUGCGUAGGCGUAUUUUCUUUCAAAAACAAACACUAUUUAAUACAUAUUUUUGGAAAAAUAUUCACAGCGAUGACUCACUCAUACUAUUGUCAAACACAAACUAUGCGUCAAAAAUAUUUUUCCCACUUUAUACUGAUAGGCAAGCUCUGACAUCUUUAGGCUGAAGUCGGAAACUUUUUAGACAACAGUCUUAUAUGUUUAGGAUUGAUUUUACUUAAAUACUUUUCUUCUGCACUAAUUUCAUAAAGUUUCGUUUAACUAGAAAAAAAUAUUUCACAAUAAACAAUAAGAGUAUACAAGUUUUUCUUGUCCAUCUGUCAAAAAUGUUGCUACCAAUUCAAAAAUUUUAGGAUCGUCAUAAAAUUGACUUUGGCUAGAUAAUUUGGAAGACCUCAAUGGCAAAGCAGACUGAUAAGUUUUAUAUAAUGUACGUAAUAAAGUUGUAUAUAAUUUCGUACUUAUUACCUGACAUUUCAAUUCGAAUAGGCUAUUAAUUCAGAUAGUAUCAUGUAAAAAGUGAUUUUAAUUCAAUUAGCUGACUUUUUGGAAGAGAAGAAUGUUUAAAAAUUGUGUUAUUAUCGAUAAUAUCCAAGAUUGAAAUAAGCAGACUGAUAAGUUUUAUAUAAUGUACGUAAUAAAGUUCUAUGUAAUUUCAUAUUUAUUACCUGACAUUUUAAUUCGAAUAGGCUAUCAAUUCAGAUAGUAUCAUAUAAAAAGUGAUUUUAAUUCAAUUGACUGACUUAUUGGAAGAGAAGAAUGUUAAAAAAUUGUGUUAUUAUCGAUAAUAUCCAAGAUUGAAAUAAGGAAAUCUUUCAGAGCGAAGUAUGAGUAUUUUACUACUUAUAAACAAUUGUACUAAUAAGAAUUAUUAUCAAUCUAUCCUACAUUUCAUUUUCUGUAAUAUGUUUCUCCUUUUUUCGGUCAUCAUCUCAAGUUAACAUCUCUGUGUAUUUUAUUAUUGUCGGUAGACCAAGAGCUCAUUAACAUUGUUUGAUUCCUUGUACAAUAUUAUAUAAUAUAUUCAAUUGAAUCACUUUUUAGUUACUUUUAAAAAGCAUUAUUUUAAUCCUUAAAGCUAAGUACAAAAAUAAUUGAUUUUAUUGAAAACUGAGAUUUUGGUGUAUUAUCAGACCUUAUCGAUGUUAUCUAUAAAAUAAGUCCAAAAGUUUUUAUACUAAUUUUUUGUAAUACUAAAUAAUUUGUAUGUUCUUAACGAUGGAGGUUGAUGUGUCCGCUGUCACAUCAACAAACGUCCACUAUUGCUACAAACAUCAGAAUAUAUCACUACCAAUGGAUUUUGACGUACCAUUAUUAAUUUAUUAAUUUUGUUCUUUCCUUGCUCUACAGGAGUUAUUAUAUUGAUGUUAAUAUCGUAUUAGAAUAUCAUUUUAACUUAUAUGUAAUGGAAUUUUACAAGAACAAGAUGUAUUUUAUAAAUUAAGUUUUAUUAUAAAAUUUUUAAAAUAUUUUUAUAUUAAUUUAUAGUGUGUGCCUUAAUUUAUCUGAAAUCGCUAUUAAACUAAUAUAUAUCUAUCAUUUUAAUAAAAUUAUACAAUUUUCUACAACUUAUUUGUAUUAACCCAGUACUCAAAAAUAUAUUUAAUUGAUUACCGAA